AUGUCUUUGACAAGAAGCAAGGGAGCCGCGACAGCCAUGAAAGUCGAGAUCGAAGCUAUCCUUAAGUCCGAAGAAUUCCAACAGCUUUUACAAAGUACUAUACAAGUGGCAGUAAGUGCAGCAUUGGUCAGCAUGGUUGAACCGAUUAAUGAAAAGAUUUCUGUUUUAGAGGAAAAGGUGGCAACUUUAGAGUCUCAUCUAACUCGUGCAUUAAGCAUGGCGAAUAACAACGAGCAAUAUUCUCGCCGCCAUAAUGUUCGUAUUUUGGGCUUUGUCGAGGAGAAAGGCGAGAAUUGUGUCAAGAAAAUUUUAAAUUUUUUCAAUGAGAAACUCGGUGUUGCCAUUACUGACGAGAAUAUCGAUAGGGCUCAUCGAGUCAGUAAACCUAAUGAUAACAAGCCGGGCGCAAUAAUUGUACGGUUCAAGGCACACAAGGACAAAAUUGCAAUUCUUAGGAAAGGAAAAGAUUUAUUCCAUUCGAAAUCCAACUUUUAUGUGAACAAAGACCUUACAAAAAUCAAUCAGAAACUUCUCUAUUCUGCAAGGAAAGAAUGUUUAAAUGCAGCAUCUGCCUGGACAACUGACAGCAAAAUUUUUGUUAAAAGAAUUUCUGACGCCAAAAUUUUUAUAAUCAAAGCAACUGCGGACUUUACAACAUAUGAACUGCUUUAA
Messenger RNA from Paramuricea clavata, 672 nucleotides. NCBI's taxonomy places the organism in Eukaryota, Metazoa, Cnidaria, Anthozoa, Malacalcyonacea, Plexauridae. The record is from the annotation of a GenBank genome assembly.